AUGCGCCCCAGAACCCGUGACGCUUUCACAAUAGCGAUAAUUUGCGCUCUUCCGCUCGAGGCCGAUGCCGUCGAAGCGCUUUUCGACGAAACAUAUGACCGACUCUGCAAGUACUAUGGAAAGCAGCAGGGAGAUGCAAAUUGGUACGUUAACGGACGAGUUGGCAAGCACAAUGUCGUGCUCUGCUAUAUGCCCGGAAUGGGCAAAAUUAGCGCAGCGAGUGUCGCCUCGAGCCUGAAAAUAAGCUACAUGAGCGUUCAACUUGCUCUGGUGGUUGGUAUAUGCGGAGGCGCUCCGAAAACUUCGAAGAGCCAGGAUAUCUUUCUCGGUGACGUUGUCGUCAGUGACAGUCUCGUUACAUACGAAUUCGGUGGAGAGCACUCGGUCCAUGACAGGCCUGGAAGGCCCAAUCGCGAGAUUCGAACCCUACUUGGUCGCUUGGGAACACCCUCUGCUCGGGCUGGUUUUCAGUCCCAGUUGUUACAAUAUAUUGAGGUUCUCAACCACACCGACAAAAGGUGGAACCACCCUGGCAUUGAAGAUGUCCUUUUUGAAAGUUCUCAUCUUCACAAACAUCGCGAGCAUGGCCCUGAUCUAGAUUGCUGCUGCUUGAAAGGUAGCUCGCUAGAUGAAAUCUGCGAAGAUGCCUUGGAAAGUGAUUGUAAUUCUCUCGGCUGUGGCAAGGGCACUGUAAUGCGUAUUCGCAACCCUUCUGAAGCGAACAAGGUUUCUAUUCAUGUUGGGCCAGUCGCCUCCGCCAAUACAGUAAUGAAGUCUGGCAAGCACCGUGAUAAUAUCAUCAAAAGAGACAAGGUCAUUGGCUUCGAGAUGGAGGGAGCAGGGGUGUGGGAAUGUCUGCCAUCGCUCAUAAUCAAAGGUGUGUGUGAUUAUGCGGAUAGCCACAAGAACAAGUUAUGGCAAGCCUACGCUGCAGCGACUGCCGCCUCCACCGCAAAGGCUUUCUUAGAACACUGGACGCCUCAUUCGCAAAAAAGUGAUAAUACUCACCACUUCAUGGUCCCGUUUACACGAAAACCAUGCUUUUUGGGCCGCACAGAUGAGGUCGAACAUUUAUGGAGCUUACUUACAGCAUCGGAAGGACCAAGGCGACUCGCUAUUACUGGAUUAGGAGGCAUCAGUAAGACGCAAUUAGCGCUGGAGCUGGCCUAUCUUAUGCACGAAUAUGAUGCUGAAUGCUCAGUAUUCUGGAUACCAAGCACCAGUGACGAAGCUAUCGAGCAAGCUUGUAUAGCCAUUGCGCAACAGCUGGGGAUCCAGUAUACCAAGCCAGAUGAGGUGAAGGAACGACUCAAAGAAUACCUAUGCCAGGCGAGCGAGGAGUGGGUAUUGAUCUUCGAUGGCGCCGAUGACAUGGAUAUGUGGAUGAACGGCAACGGUACAACUGCGCCUCUCAGGGAUUUCCUUCCCUCCAAUAGACGCGGCCGCAUCAUCUACACUACUCGCAAUCGCAAAUUGGCCGUGAAGCUUACAUCGCGUGAUGUGAUACAUGUACGCGAGCUUGACGAACGGGCGGACGUGGAACUUCUGGAAAAGUCCUUGAUCCAACAAAAUCUAGUUGAAGAUAAAGAUGCCGCGACCUAUCUCGUCAAACAGUUAGCCUUCCUUCCACAGGCUAUUACACAAGCCGCCGCGUAUAUGAACGAAAAUGAGAUAGGAGUAUAUGACUAUCUGAUGCUUCUCCAUGAGCAGGAAGAAGACGUUGUGGAGCUUCUGAGUGAAGAUUUGCAGGCCGAUGGGCGCUACGAGACUUCCGUCAAUCCAAUAGUCCUGACUUGGUUUGCCUCGUUUCGUCAAAUCGAGAGGCUCGAUCCGCUUGCUUCCGAGUACCUCUCUCUAUUGGCCUGUCUCGGCCAGCAAAGUAUACCGGAAUCGUUUCUUCCACGACCAAUGUCGAGAAGAAAGAUGGUUGAAGCCCUUGGGCUUCUAAAAGCCUAUUCAUUCAUUACUAUCCGACCAAGUGAUAAGUGCAUAAACAUGCAUCGUCUGGUGCAUCUAGCAGCUCGGCAGUGGUUGAGGGGUCAGGACCGCAUGGAACUUUACACGCACAAGGCAGCAGAGCGGCUGGGUGAGGUUCUGAAUGAUGACGAUAUCAACGAGAAACAUCGGAGACUAUACGUACAACAUGCUGAAUUCCUACUCCAUGAACUUCAUGUUAUGGCAGUCCACGCGCAGUGGAACAUACGUGUCAGCUCGGGUGGUGAUAAGAGUGGAGCAGAGGAAGAGGGACUGCUUUUGCAGGGGACGAAUACAUUGUCCCAUAGCCUGGAGCCAUGA
Molecule: messenger RNA, 2295 nt
Organism: Aspergillus costaricaensis CBS 115574
Lineage: Eukaryota; Fungi; Ascomycota; Eurotiomycetes; Eurotiales; Aspergillaceae
Product: kinesin light chain
Exons: 2
Coding region: 1-2295 (764 amino acids)
Biological process (GO): nucleoside metabolic process
Molecular function (GO): ADP binding; catalytic activity
Source: RefSeq, a predicted model, not a curated record